Messenger RNA from Ipomoea triloba (trilobed morning glory), 1561 nucleotides. Its product is annotated as F-box protein At5g49610-like. Gene Ontology annotation, molecular function: protein binding. The transcript is spliced from 3 exons. Lineage: Eukaryota; Viridiplantae; Streptophyta; Magnoliopsida; Solanales; Convolvulaceae. The record is from RefSeq and is a predicted model, not a curated record. The coding region runs from base 279 to 1463 and encodes 394 amino acids.
CGGGAUUAUUUGGUAGAGAGGAAGGAUCUUUUGAACGGCAGGAUUUGAAGGAGGAAAUGAGUUUGGAAAUCUCAAGUCUGAAGCCUUUUCCCAUUGCUUUGAUUUGGGUUAAAUAUGAAGGGAAAGAAAAUGGAGAUCAACUCUCAACUCUGAUCUUCUUCUUCAGCGAUUCUAAAUAGACUUCGGUGCAGCUGUCCCCACUCCACUCCCUCGCCCCUCCAUUUUCUUUAAGCUCUCCAUCAGCUAUUGCUAUCGUUCAUAGUUGGGAAGAGUGAUUGAUGGAUUUGUUUGUAAUAUGGUUGUUUAUUGCAGCCCAUCAAUCUGUAGAGAUACUAUCGGUUGCAACAAUGGAUCAAGGAAAAAGGCCACUAAACCUUCCUUCUGCAUCAAACAGUGAGGACGAUCUUAGUGAUAUCAUUAGAGAAAAAGCCCUUCCAUUCCUUCCUGCUAAAUCACUGUUCAGAUUCCUGGCUGUUUGUCGAGACUGGAAGCUCCAUAUUUCAACACCAUCCUUCCACCAUAAUCAAUCACUUUGUUGCCGUAACAUAUCAGGCCUUUUUUGUCAGACUUCUGUAGAUCGUAAUUUCUUCAUACCAAUUCAUCCAAAAUCUUGUGGUGUACCAGAUUCAUCUUUGAGUUUUCUGCCAGAGCCUGUUGAAAUUAGGGCCUCAUCAAAUGGAGUGUUGUGUUGCCAAGGACAAGAUGAAAACAGGUACCUCUAUUUGUGCAAUCCAGUUACUAAACAAUGGAAAAAACUUCCAAAACCUACUGCUUCUCCUAUGCAAUCUGAGCCAAGACUUGAGCUGAUAUUUGAACCGUUGCUGCUCAACAUUGUACCUGAGUACAAACUCAUUCGUGUCUUCCAAUCUGCUGAUUUUCAUUAUGCAACUGAAUUUGAAAUAUACACCUCCAAAAAUAACUCAUGGAAUGUUUCUGGGGAGAUUCUUUUUGGAGUUUCAGUAUAUUCUCUGGGGUAUGGUGUUCAUCUCAAUGGUGUUAUUUACUGGACUAUGGGGAAUAGUCGCACUCUUUGUUUUGAUCUAACAAAGGAUAGGACACAAAUACUGGACAACGGUCCUGAUGACGCUGACACUGAUGCUGACUGCUUACUGGGAACAUUUGAUGGAAGGCUUUGUAAGGUUCAUAUCCAAUUGCCUAACUAUGAAGUGAUUGUCAAUGUCUUGGUUAAUAUCCACGCAAAUACCAUGCCUUUGAAUGAUGCUGACAUGUGGGAAACUAUACAGUUGCUUGAUCCUAACACCACUGAUAUGCCUUUGGAUGACUACUUUGACAGCAAAGUUGUUGCUGUAAGCAGGGAUACUGUGGUGGUUGAGAGUAUGAACAAUUUUUACUCCUAUGAUUUUGAACACAUGGAAACUAAAACACUAAUGAGCCCGCCUCAGCCACCUGAAGCGUUUUAUGUGGGAUGGAUACCCUAUGUGAAUAGCCUUGCUUCAUUCUGAGCUUGCCCUCUGUUCACCUUGUAUUUUCAUAAACUCUCAAACUCCUAGUUUGAACAACGAUCAAUCUAGUUAAGGGAAUAAUGUGUGAUGUUUUUCUA